Salvia hispanica is the source of this 1923-nucleotide messenger RNA. RefSeq names its product root phototropism protein 2-like. The record is from RefSeq and is a predicted model, not a curated record. Gene Ontology annotation, molecular function: protein binding. Lineage: Eukaryota; Viridiplantae; Streptophyta; Magnoliopsida; Lamiales; Lamiaceae.
CAAAAGAGAUAGUAUAUAAAGGCAGAAUAGACUAACAUUAUUUAAGCUGUUUAUAUAUUAAGCUCUCCUACACAUCUGAAAGUCUCCCUGAUCAGUAGCUCAUUCAUGGCUAACAGAUUCUCUCUUGCUAUGGAAAGAACAGGCCAAUGGGUUUUCUCCCAAGAAAUCUCAACUGACAUCAUCGUGGAAGUUGGAGAAGCCAACUUCUGCCUUCACAAGUUCAUGCUAGUGGCGAAGAGCAACCAUAUAAGGAAGGUAAUUCUGGAUUCGAAAGAAACGGAUUUGACGAGAAUAAAUCUGUGGGACAUUCCCGGCGGGGCGGAGAUGUUUGAAAAGGCGGCCAAGUUCUGCUACGGCGUCAACUUCGAGAUCACGGUGCACAACGUUGCUGCCCUCCGUUGCGCCGCCGAGUAUCUGCAGAUGACCGACAAGUACUGCGACGGGAAUCUCGCCGGAAGGACGGAGGAUUUUAUGUCCCAAGUGGCGCUAACCACCCUCUCCGGCGCCCUCGUCGUCCUCAAGUCGUGCGAGGAUCUCCUCCCCAUGGCCGACGAUCUCGGCAUGGUUCAACGCUGCGUCGAGAUUGCCACCGCCAAGGCUUGCGUGGAGGCGAAUUUCCCAAGCCGUUCUCCGCCCAAUUGGUGGACGGAGGAGCUGACAAUCUUGGACAUAACCUUCUUCCAGAGGAUCAUCGCAUCAAUGAAAGCAAGAGGUGCAAAGGGUCUAACUCUAGCCAGCGCCAUCAUUACCUACACCGAGAGGUCCCUUCGCGACCUCGUGCGCGAUCACUCCGGCAACGGCGUCCGCUCCCUCGACUCCCCCGAAUCCGACCUCCGCCUCCGCCAGCGUGACAUCCUCGAGACCAUCGUGGCCCUCCUGCCGCCGGAGAAAUCGGCUUUUCCGAUCAACUUCCUGUGCUGUCUGCUUCGGACUGCCAUUUUCUUGAGGGCCGACGCCCGGUGCAAGAGCGAGCUGGAAAAGAGGGUUUCUCUCAUCUUGGAGCAUGUCACGGUUGAUGAUUUGUUGGUUUUGUCUUUCACCUAUGACGGUGAGAGGCUGUUUGAUCUUGAGAGUGUCAGGAAGAUCAUAUCUGGAUUUGUUGAGAGGGAGAAGAGUGUGGCGGUUUUCAAUGCUGGGGAUUUUAAAGAGCUUUGUUCCACCGCGAUGCUCAGAGUUGGGAAGACCAUCGAUGCUUAUCUUGGGGAGAUAGCCACCUAUGCUGAUUUGAGCAUCUCCAAGUUCAAUGGGAUUGCCAAUUUGGUGCCCAAGCCUGCCAGGAAGGUCGACGACGAUCUUUAUCGCGCCAUUGAUAUUUUUCUCAAGGCGCACCCGAAUCUUGAUGAGAUUGAGCGAGAGAAGGUCUGCAGUGUGAUGGACCCGCUCAAGCUAUCGUACGAGGCUAGGGUUCACGCCUCUCAGAACAAGCGCCUCCCCGUGCAAAUAGUCCUCCACGCGCUCUACUACGAUCAGCUCAAGCUCAGAAGUGGAGACGAUGAUCACAAUACUGUAGACGCCAUUACAACAAGGAACCAAGUGCAAGCCGACACCUCCCUCGUUAAGGAGAACGAAGAGCUGAGGACAGAGUUGUUGAAGAUGAAGAUGUACAUUCAAGAUAUCAAAAAAGGCGAACCCACAUCAUCAAAAUCUAGUGCUAAGAAGACUACAUUCUUCUCAUCCAUGUCCAAGACUUUAGGGAAAUUGAAUCCCUUCAAGCAUGGAUCCAAAGAUACUUUGAAUAUUGAAGAUGGAAUGCCGGAUUUGACUAAACCUAGAAGAAGACGAUUCUCCAUUUCCUAAGUUUUGGAUUUUCAUAAUUUUUUAGUUGUUAUAUUGGUGUGUUAUAUAUAUAUUUGAAGGAUUAAUCUUGUAAAGAGUUUUAUGUUUAUGUUUGCUCUAGUGAUAUGAGAAGAUAUUGUUUGACUA